Messenger RNA from Desarmillaria tabescens, 2460 nucleotides. Its product is annotated as P-loop containing nucleoside triphosphate hydrolase protein. NCBI's taxonomy places the organism in Eukaryota, Fungi, Basidiomycota, Agaricomycetes, Agaricales, Physalacriaceae. Gene Ontology annotation, biological process: mitotic DNA replication checkpoint signaling; DNA replication initiation. The record is from RefSeq and is a predicted model, not a curated record. The transcript is spliced from 9 exons. Gene Ontology annotation, molecular function: ATP binding; DNA replication origin binding; ATP hydrolysis activity. Gene Ontology annotation, cellular component: nuclear origin of replication recognition complex. Bases 1 to 2460 code for a protein of 819 amino acids.
AUGCCUCCACGAAAAUCAGACGUUAUUGAGCCAAAGACACCCACACGUCGCUCAAAGCGAGGACAGCCUCUCGCUACCAUUGCGACUCCGGGGCUCUUCGACCUUUCUUGGUGUGGUAGCCCAGCCCACGUUCACCCACUCAACCCCGAAUUGGAUCUCAGACUCGAAGAUCGCGAAGAAUGGGAGAAACUCGACGAAGUGGAAAGGCAAGAGAAGACGACGAUGUUUUACGAUGCUUUUCAACGAAAGAAACCAACGGUUGCCAAGAAGACAUACGGAAGGAAAAAGUCAUCAGCGAAGCAGGCUGUCGAGAACACUGAGACGUUCCGGGUGGGGGACACGGUUCUCGUUUCCAAUGGGAACAGUCGAUAUCCUAGUGUUGCGGUCAUAAUUGCAUUAUGGGAAACCGAUCUGAAAGAGGCAGGUGAUGAGCCACCGUCAAAGACCAUGUACGUCCGGGUACAUUGGUUUUUGAGGCCCAAAGAGCUGCCUAGUGUACGCGCCAAACGGGAAGCUUUCGAGAAUGAGAUAUAUUACACACUCUCGGAAAAUGUGAUCCUUGAUACACCUGAAGCUAUAAUACGGCAUUGCGUUGUUCACGACAUUUUUACGAAGAGGGAAGACAGCGACGAUAGUGACGAGGAAGGCUCAGGCCCUGCACAGCAAGAGUUUGUCUGUCGAUUCGCAGUGCAUUCUCGCCUAGGGCUAUAUUAUACCUUUCCUUGGAAAAAUCACCAUGAAAUGGCAAUGGCUUCUAUGAACCGCGGAACAAGAGACCAGCGGGCGUCCGGCGAAUUUUGGAGAGUCUUGGUGGAUGCAUUUCCAAGUAAGCCGAAGCCGAAGCCGCGUGGAAAAAAACGAGAAGACAUAGAUUUAGGAGCGGACGAGUCUAGCGACAGUCAUUCUGACGAUGCCUACAUAGAAUCGUCGGACAAUGCUGACGAUGACGAUGAACUUCCAGUGGCAGAGGCAGCAGAAAGCGAAGAGGAAAUAUUAGACGAAGAGGAAUAUGACGAACCCAAGACACCAAGUAGGAAACGGAAACGGGUUACUGCAGCAGCGACACCUCGAAAACGCUCAACACGAGCCAUUGCUCAACCUACGCCUCAUUCGAAAGUCGCUCUAGCUCGAAGAGCACAAUCGUCGCCCAAGAAACGUCAAAAGUUCACGAGACUUCCGCAGGCCUCCUACGUUGCCGACAACUUCAUCAACACCCUACCAAAGGACCCAUGGUUGCGCGCGAUGCAUGCUCUACAUGUAGGCAGUCGUCCAGAUGCAUUGCCGUGCAGGGACGAUGAAUACCAACACGUCCUUCGCAGCGUUAGGGACCUCUUGGAGGAAGGUAGCGGUGGAUGUAUUUAUAUAUCGGGCGUCCCUGGUACAGGAAAGACAGCCACAGUACAUGCCGUUAUUCGCGAGCUGAAAAGGUUAGCAGAAGCUAGUGAGACGAAUCCAUUUACUUAUGUCGAGAUCAAUGGACUUCGGAUUCCCGAACCAAACGCUGCUUAUAACGUGCUAUGGGAAGGCAUUUCUGGACAUGAUGUUAAGAAAGACGGACAUCUGCAAAUCAGUGCUAAAGAAAGUCUCAAAGCGUUGACAAAUUACUUUGGUAGUGGGCGUACCAAAGGGCCUGGAGGACAUGCAUGCGUCGUUUUGAUGGACGAACUAGAUCAACUCGUCACAGCAAGGCAGGAUGUCGUUUACAACUUCUUCAACUGGCCUACCAUCGCUGGAAGCCAGCUUGUCGUCAUCGCUGUUGCAAAUACUAUGGAUCUUCCAGAACGAGUAAUGACUGGGAGAGUCAGGAGUCGAUUGGGGAUGGUCCGUAUCAACUUCACCCCGUACAAGGUCACACAGUUGACCGAGAUUGUCAAUGCAAGGUUAGAAAGUGCGAAGAAAAGUCUUGGGGAUGAAUCCCAAGAUGUCAUCAAUAAGGAUGGCAUCAAAUUCGCAGCCAUGAAAGUGAGCGCAAUUAGUGGCGAUGCUCGGAGGGUACUGGAUAUUUGUCGGCGUUCGGUAGAAGUCGUUCGUCCGGAAAAGAAAGUGGCGUCUUUACCUACGGUCAAGGAGGUGAUCAGUGUUAUGCAGAACAGCCCAACGGCUGCAUACCUACGGGAAUGCAGUUUCCACGAACGUUUGAUGCUUGCGGCGCUGGUGAAAUGUGUCAAACGGGAGGGGGUGGAAGAAAUCAAAUGGGGUGAAGUUCAACACCAACACCUGAUCUACAUGAACGUGCUCACUUCUGAGUCCGACUCGACGCGAAAGCCUACAACACGCGAACUCAAUAUUGUGCUGGAAUCACUGAUAGCGUCUCGGGCCAUGCUUAUAGAAGAUGGUGUUGCUGCGUCGAGGAAGGCGGAGGGAGACAGGAAAGUCAUCCUGAAUCUGGAACAGAGCGAAGUGGAGAGGGUACUUAGUGAAGUUGGAGGUUCGAGAUGGAAGAAUGUACUAAGUGUAUGA